Messenger RNA from Prorocentrum cordatum, 855 nucleotides. The record is from the annotation of a GenBank genome assembly. NCBI's taxonomy places the organism in Eukaryota, Dinophyceae, Prorocentrales, Prorocentraceae.
AUGGCAGCCGACGGCAGCACCGCAGCCGACGAGGACGCGGGCGCUGCCGCCGCUGGAGGCACCGAGCCGGCCCCAGACGAGCCCACGUCCACCACAGCCGCAGCCGCGGCCGCGGCCGCGGCCGCGACCACGGACGAGGCCGGCGCCGCCGCGGCCGCCAGCGACACGCCGCCCCCCGGCGUGCCGUUCAGCGCGGGCGCCCCGGGCGCGGCCGCGGAGACCACGGCGCCGGCGCCGGCGGCGGGCGACUGCUGCGAGGCGCUGGAGAAGGAGUGCCUCGCCUGUGCCGCGGAUAUGCCGGUGGACCGGUUCUGCCAGAUGAACAUGGGCAGGUACGGCUGCCCGGAGUCGCCUGCGUGGGCGAGCGACCUCGAGAGGGAGAUGAUGGACAUCCCGCAGGACGGGGCCGAGAGGGAGAUGAUGGACAUCCCGCAGGACGGGGCCGAGAGGGAGAUGAUGGACAUCCCGCAGGAAACCACCAGUCACACGACUGGUUCCAACCGUUGCUGCGAGGACCUCGAGGACAGACGCUGCUUGGCUUGCGUCAACCGCAUUUCCGUGGAGGAGCUCUGCGACAUGUUCCCCAACAGGUACGGGUGCAGCAACCGCGGGGAGGUCACAGCGAUCGUCACGGACGGCGCGGCACGCUUGUUCGCGGCAGACGGUCCGCAGCCGAGGGGCUCCCCUGCGCCCCCGCCGCCGGCAGUGGGCGCCGCCACCGCUCUGGUGCCCGCGGUGGCGGCCAUGGCCGCAGCGGCGGCUGUGGCGCGCCUGCAUAGGUGCGUCGCCGCCCCCCCCGAGCGCCCGCCCGAGGCAGAGGCGCAGGGGCUGAUCGCCGUGGAAAACGAGGUGUGA